AUGGAUAGUGAAUUAAUAGAUAUACCAAUUGAUUUUGAUGAACCAAAAUUAGAAUCAUAAGAAUCUUGUCCAGGAGAAAAAGAAAUUGUGUCUGAAAUAUUAUAUCCAGCUUUGUCAUAAAUACAAAGUGAAAUCAUAUAGAAAUCAAACAUUCAUAAAAUCUCAUUUCAUCUCACAGAAUAAGUUUAAUAGAGUUACACAUAAUAUUAUGAAAAUAUAUCAUAUGUUCUUUGGAGUUAAAUUGAUGAUGAACCAGCUAAAACAGUUAAUCGUAAAUACACUCAUUUUGAAUGGCUUAAUGCAGCAUUAAAAAGAGAGUUUCCAGGAAUACUUAUUCCAGCAAUUCCAUAAAAAUCUGUUUUAGCAAAAAUCAAUUUAACUGAACAUACUCAAAUUGUUAGAGAGAAAAGAUAUAGAGUAUUUAUGUAAAUUAGAUUUUAGCAAUUCGAAGAAUUUUUAAAUAAAAUUAAAGAGCAUCCUUAAUUGUAAAUUAGUAGCAAAUUUCAAAUAUUUCUUACAGCAUCAUAAGAUGUAUAAUUAUAUAAUAAUUUAUUAGAUUAUGUAAUAAGAACUAUUAGAAUUAACAUAAUAUCAAACUUAUGUUUAUUAGAUAGGUUCAGCACUUGCAAAUGCUGGAUCAAAGGCUUAUGAUAUUGCUAAAGGAUCUUUUAAUUAUUUAAGUAGUUUUAUUUACACGGCAUAAUAGAAUACUUAAAAAUAACUACAAUAUCCUGAAUUAGAAAUUCCAUAAGAUAUAAAAGAAUGCUUUGAAAGUUGGGAAGAUGUAUUAUUUAUAUAUAAAACAAUCCAUUAGUUAUUAAUUGAAGAAUAAUAGAAGGUUAAAAGAAUUUUUGAUUACUACUAAAAUAUUGUCAAUAUUAAAUUAGAAUAAAAUGAAGAAACAAAAAAAGUAAUUGCCUCCAUGAAAGAACUCUAACUUCCUUAAUUAGAAAAAGAUAUCAAUAGAACUGAAACAAGUUGUUACCUCAAUGAAACAAUAUUAAAUGAUAUUAAAUUGAAUGUCAUUUUCAAAUUAGAAGUACACAUUUGUUUUUUAUUAAUAGUUAUGCAUUCUAGAUUUAGAUGAAGCUAUAGGAAUAAUUAGAAGACGAUCUGAUUUAAUUUAUUAAAUUUAGUAAUAAAUCAAAAUGCACAAUCAAAUUGAAUCUUUUAAUGGUAUUUCUAAUUAUUGUAUUAAGAAAAAAUUUAAUAUAAAGAACAAAUUAGAGAAAACCAAAAACUAUUAAAAGUUUUAGAAUCAAACUUUUAGAGUGAUAUUAAGAUUUUUGCUAAUUGGCUUAACAAAUAUCUUUAAUAAUUAAUAGAAAAUUACAAUGAAUAAUUUUAAAAAUUAUAUAAAGAAUAAAACAAAAAUUGGAAUGAUUGA
Paramecium sonneborni is the source of this 1387-nucleotide messenger RNA. The record is from the annotation of a GenBank genome assembly. Lineage: Eukaryota; Ciliophora; Oligohymenophorea; Peniculida; Parameciidae.